This is a messenger RNA of Aspergillus japonicus CBS 114.51, 1231 nucleotides long. RefSeq names its product putative metalloreductase Fre8. Lineage: Eukaryota; Fungi; Ascomycota; Eurotiomycetes; Eurotiales; Aspergillaceae. The coding region runs from base 114 to 980 and encodes 288 amino acids. The record is from RefSeq and is a predicted model, not a curated record. The transcript is spliced from 2 exons.
CACGUGUAGUGUUCCUCUUCGGCGCAGAAGAGCAAGCUGGAUUUUGACCGUUGUUCAAUUGCUCACUCCUCGAUUCCACCCCUUGAUCUUCACCCUUUGCGGUUGUCGACACCAUGACUCUCUCCUGGCCCUGGCAUUUUAUCACUCUCUCCGAUGCAGAGAAGGAGCAGCGUCGUGAGCUCCUAGACCUACGGGGGUCUUACGCUCAAUUCUCAAUGCUAAUAGCCAUUGUUCUGGUGCGGUUGUAUGUAUGGGCAUCUCAGCCCGGAUCGGAGCCCUCCAAGCCCAACCGACGCAAGCCUUCACCCAAGUCUUGGCUGGACUCUCCCCCCUUUGUUGGAUGGAUUGAGACGCGGCGACAGUACCUAGUCUGCUCAGUGUGGCUAGUGUGGCUCUUGAGUCUCUGCAUCUGGAAUUCUGGCGAAGACUACCUCCACCUUACCAAGUCCCUUGGACAUGUUGCUCUCUCCCAGUUCCCUUUCCAGGUUCUGAUGUCGCCGCCCCUUUAUCUCACCUCCAAACCGGCUUCCCCAUCUCUUAUCUCCGUGCUUACCGCCAUCCCCCAACCGACUAUUAAUGCCUAUCAUCGGCUCUUUGGUCGGCUGGUUAUUACACCCCUGCUGUUUGGCCAUGCUCUUCUCUACGACUCUUUCUUCCUGCAAUCCAGCCACCCGGACUUCGGGGUCUUGUUUCUGAAGCGUAUCCGCGAUGCAGACGUCCAGUGGGGAAUUCUGGGCGUGAUUGCGGUCACAUCGGUGGUGCUAUUUGCUCGUCCAGCAGUGAAGCCUCGGUGGGCUGUGAGCUUAAGGAGCGGAUCUGGAUCGGCUAAGAUGCGACAGCAGGUCUUCUGGGCGGUGCAUGUUGGCUUGGUAGUGAUCCUGGGGAUUGCAGCGUAUUCGCAUGUGGAGUGGGCCAGGAUGUAUAUGAUUGAGGGCCUGGUGGGGAGCAUGGCUAAUGUGGGUUGUGGGCUUUUGCUCUAAGCAUGGCUAUGUUGUCGCGCGUGGGCUACUCAUGCUAGGCUGGGUCUCGAACGUGUGUGCGUACAACAUAGUAUGUCCUUGAUUCAGCUUCAUCCGGCUGCGAAGCAUCAUGGUGGUGGAAGUAAUUGAAGUACGGGUUUAAGCGAGCGCUUUUCCCCCAUCGUUCAUGGUGGUCUUUGGAAGGUUCUGGAUGUCAAGAGGUCAAAUCAACAAAUAGCAACCAAGGCUGCAUGUCCAGGCUUUUCCUUCUC